GAACUUUCCUAUUCCAGUGAACCCAGCCUCCACUCAGCAGUUGCUGUCUUGUUGUGUUCGGAGGUGGAAGGAAAUACAGGCUUAAGGAAACGGAAAAGAAGAGAGUCAAAAUAAUGGAGUCGGAAAUAUUGAAGAUCAUCUGCGCCAAUCAAGGAUCAGUUGACACUGAUUAUUUGAUAUUGAAUCUCGGCUUAGGCGAUGAAAUUCAUAAUAUAAUUAGUAACCGAGAUAGAUUUGCUUUGUGUAGUCCUUUCGGGCAGCCGAAGGUGGUAGCGAGGACCAGACUGAAACUGUGCAGAGCCAGAGAGUGUCCGGGAUCAUGCAGGGCGCUGCACCUGUGUAAAAAGUUCCUCCUCACCGGAUCCUGUCCGUUCACUCGGUCGAGGACAGGAUGCAGAUUCUCCCAUGAGCUGGACUGUGAUCACAAUGCGGGGUUACUGCAAGCGCAUGAGCUGGAGAGUCUGAGCCGGGCCGAGCUGUGCACACUGCUGCUGCAGAGCGACAACUGGCUUCUGCCUGAGAUAUGUCAUAAUUACAACAAUGGUGGUGGGGAGUUCGGUCUGUGUCAGGAGGGCUUUGCCUGCAAGAGACUGCAUAUCUGUGAGAGGUUCCUGAACCGCGACUGCAGCUGCUCCAAGGCUCAUGAUUUUAAUGCUCCACAGCCAUACAAGAGCCUCCAGGAGAAAGGUGUGCCUGAAGACCUCACUCAUUCCUUGAAGUCUGUUUAUGCAAACAUAUUGGCUUUGAAGUACGCUGACAGAAACACUGACGCGAACAGAGGGAGAGGUGUCAACAGAGGCAACAGGGGAAAUAGAGGCAACAGAGGCAACAGAGGCAACAGGGGCAACAGGGGCAAUAGAGGAAAUAGAGGAAACCCAGGCAACAGUCAACCGGCGCAACAAACCUCUUCCACUGAUGACAUCCUUGCUGAAAUCAACGCCUUGGUUCCGUACAGCGACGAUGGAAUGAACGAUUGGCUAAACUCUUCCGACAGUGACAUCUCCGUUGCUGCCAGCAGCACCGAUGCGAGCAGCGUCGAUGGUCAGAACAAAAAAGAAAAUCUGAAUAAAACUUCAACAGCUAUCAGAAAGAAUGGCAGGAACACAGGCAGACCAUCAACCAGUUCCACUAAUGACAACCCCGGUGCGGUCAUCGGCGAUUCAAACACCGAUGAUGGGCCGAACAGGAGGCAAAGGCAAAGGCCUGCUAGAGAUAAAACUGAGAUAUGCAUGUUCUUCAUCAAAGGACACUGUAUACAUGAGGAGCGGUGUUUUAAAGCUCACGACAAGAUGCCGUACAGAUGGGAGGUCAGAGAGGACGAUCAAUGGACCGCCUUGACUGAUAAUGAAAAUGAGGCGAUUGAGAAGGACUACUGUGACCCUAAAAACACAUACAGUCAGCACCCCUACAGCACCCCACCUGUGCAUUUUGACACAAUGACCCGUGGAUCGAACAAAGUCCGACGACUCUCUACCACAAACUCUUUGCUUGAGCCAACCUUCAUCCACACCACGGAGUGGGUUUGGUACUGGGAGGAUGAGUUCGGAAAUUGGAACAUGUACGCUUCAGCUGCUGGUGGACGCAAAGUAGCAGACGUAGACAGUCCUACACUGGAGCAGAAGUUUCUGGACAAUGACAAAGAUGUGGUGGAGUUCACCGCUGGUUCACAGUUAUACUCGCUCAGUUUCCAGGACAUGAUACAGACAAACAAGGAGUAUGGCACCAAGAGGCUCGUGAAAAGACGGCCGCUGUUUGUCUCCGCAGCUGAUGUCAAAACAAAGAAAGCGAGAAGGCCUCCUGGUCAACUAAAUUUGACUGAUGUACCCGACCACUGGGACAAGACACAGAUUCCUCAAACAGGAUACAAGCGAGUCCCCCUGCAGCGCUCCUCGGAUGAAUUUAAGGAGAUUGAAACUCUUUUCUGUAAAACCAUGAGAGGUUUUGACAUUGUCCAAAUUGAGAGGAUUCAGAACAAAGCUCUUUGGGAAGUCUUUCAGUGGCAGAAAAAGCAGAUGAAGAUCAACACCAAGGCACCCUAUGUGACUGAAAAAAAGCUUUUUCAUGGCACUGACUCUAAAUACGUAGAUGUCAUCUGCAAAACCAACUUUGACUGGAGAAUCUGUGGAACUCAUGGAACCGUUUAUGGCAAAGGUAGUUACUUUGCCCGGGAUGCAAAAUACUCCCACAGCUACACCGGUGACUCUGAUGUCAAGUCCUUGUUCAUCUCACGGGUGCUGGUGGGAGAUUACACCAGAGGGUCCUCCGACUACGUCCGACCUCCUUCUAAGGACGGCGGAGACGUAAACUUCUAUGACAGCUGUGUCGACGAUGUUAUAUCCCCUUCCAUCUUUGUCGUGUUUGAGAAGCACCAGAUCUACCCCGAGUACCUGCUGCAGUACAAGUCCACGCAACCGCCCGUCGACUUAUUUGGUACUGCGUCAGUACCGGCACUGAGACCAGUACCCGCACCCAAACCAGUACUGCCACCCAAACCAGUACCGGUACCGAGGCCAGCUCCCCAACCAAUCAGACCAGCUGCCCAACCCAGUAUAUCAGUUUAUCAACCCAGCACAUUGGUUCAACCCAGCACACCCUCAUACCAACCCAGUACAUCCAGUUAUACAUCCAGCACAGCCUCAUUCAAACCCAGUACAUCCAGUUAUACAUCCAGCACAGCCUCAUUCAAACCCAGUACAUCCAGUUAUACAUCCAGCACAGCCUCAUUCAAACCCAGUACAUCCAGUUAUACAUCCAGCACAGCCUCGUCCCAACCCAGCACUUUGACUUACCAACCCAGCACAUCCUCUUACCAAUACCAACGCAGCAGAAUAGUUAACCAACCCACGUCAUCUCCAUCUCCUCCAUCUUCCUCACCGAGUCCGAAACCAAAGAAGUCUGAUUCCUGCGUCAUUGCUUAGGGACAAAGCUGUAAGACCCAACAACAAGGCCUUUUGAUAAUUAGGCAAUGCUAUCCAUUGAAGUGUGAGGAGUCGAGUGGAUUUAAUGCAGUAGUGUCACUUAGACUGCUUAUUUAAUUAGAAGACCGUAUAACACUAAUCUUAUCUUACUUAUCUGCCACCAUUUUCUGUGUCUUCAAUGUAAGCUUAUCACGUGUACGUCAUGGUUUAUUCACUAAGUCUGUUUCCAUUGACCGUUGCACAUAUUGAUGUGGUUAACAUAAAUAAAUUUAAUUUAAUACAUUUUGCUCAGGAAUCUUUUAUUGAUGAAAUGAGGUUUUGUAGUGUGUAUGUAAGCUGUUUUUGUUUCACACAAUUUUUAGACUUAUUGUUGACAGCACCACUUGAAGAUUUAGUUUCUAUUGCUUACACAACGAUUCUACUGCAACUAAAAAUUCCAUUUCCCAAUAUGUUGAACUGUUUGCAAAAUGCUGAUAUUUUUGCAAUAAAUGAAUGAAUGUAAUAUUAUUGUGAACUGCAGACAGAAUCACUGUUUUGGUCUGUGUUAUAAGGCGCUGUUUGUUACUGUGGGAGCUGCAGUUCCUUCUGUCUUUCCCUGUCUGCCUCAUAAGUAAAUUGAAAACGCCACCAGCGGUCGGGUUGAGCCUCUUAGUGAAAUGAGGCAGGGCAUAAAAGAUCAUCAGUAUUGCUGCUGGUGCUUCCUGUGACAUUAGGGCUGCAAAUCACACACACACACACACACACACACACACACACACACACACACACACACACACACACACACACACACACACACACACACACACAGUAUAUAUACACUAGCAACUGCUUCCUGUUGUUUUUCCUGACAAACUGCAUUCACUGUGUGAUUGUGAAUAUGUUUGCAUAUUAAGAUGAGAUUUCACUAUAGUUAUGCACCCUGACUUUUUCAUUGGAUCAUUCCACAUGCAGAAGAAAUGCACCUUGGUGAUGUUUAACUUUAUGCAGUGAUUUAUGUUUCUGUAUGAACAUUAAGUCAUUCAUUUGUUUUAAACCAGAAUGCAUUUUUCCAUUUUACUGUAUUCAGGCAUUUCAAAACAUGACAUGUACUUUGAUCAGUGCAAAUGUAAAUGUAAAAUUCACUGAAAUAAACUACUUUGGUACUUCGA
This is a messenger RNA of Perca fluviatilis (European perch), 4066 nucleotides long. Its product is annotated as protein mono-ADP-ribosyltransferase PARP12-like. The coding region runs from base 114 to 2918 and encodes 934 amino acids. The record is from RefSeq and is a predicted model, not a curated record. The transcript has 12 exons. Gene Ontology annotation, molecular function: metal ion binding; NAD+ poly-ADP-ribosyltransferase activity. Lineage: Eukaryota; Metazoa; Chordata; Actinopteri; Perciformes; Percidae.